This is a messenger RNA of Periophthalmus magnuspinnatus, 1848 nucleotides long. RefSeq names its product antizyme inhibitor 2-like. The transcript has 11 exons. Gene Ontology annotation, molecular function: ornithine decarboxylase activity. Bases 1 to 1848 code for a protein of 615 amino acids. The record is from RefSeq and is a predicted model, not a curated record. Lineage: Eukaryota; Metazoa; Chordata; Actinopteri; Gobiiformes; Gobiidae. Gene Ontology annotation, cellular component: cytoplasm.
AUGCUCUGUUCCACCUUCGGAUUCCCAACCAGCCGCACCCGGGGACCUGGGAGGAAUAAGAGGAGCCAGGACCUGACACUCAGCGCCGGAUCGUCCUCGUACAUCAGUGAUCCUGCUCCCGCUCCUCGGACCCGCUCUGCUCUCCUGCCUCUGAUCCGGCUCCACCCUCCCGGUACUGUCCGCCCCUUCUCUGACUCCGCUCCACUCACCCUGCUCCUGCUCCCUGCACCCGCUCCACUUCCCCGUCUCAGACCCUGCUCCAUCCUGCCGGUGUUGUCCGUCCUGCCCCUGUCUCCGUCUCCCACGCCCCGGGACUACGACUCACGUCCUGUUCCUGGUUCCCUAACAAUCGAGUCAAGAUCAUGUGGAGAACAAUCGAGUCAAGAUCCUGUGGAGAACGAUCGAGUCAAGAUCCUGUGGGACUCGAUCGUUCUCCACGACUUUGAAGAACAAUCGAGUCUAGAUCCUGUGAAGAACAAUCGAGUCAAGAUCCUGUGGGACUCGAUAGUACUCCACGACUUUGAAGAACGAUCGAGUCAAGAUCCUGUGGAGAACGAUCGAGUCAAGAUCCUGUGGAGAACGAUCGAGUCAAGAUCCUGUGGGACUCGAUCGUUCUCCACGACUUUGAAGAACGAUCGAGGCAGUGACCUUCCUUUUUACAUGUUGAAUUUGGACGAUGUCUAUGAGAGGCACCUUCAGUGGCAGACUCUUCUGCCCAGAGUGAAGCCUUUCUAUGCAGUGAAGUGCAACCCCACAGCAGAAGUUCUGAGGACACUUGUUGCACUGGGAACAGGGUUUGACUGUGCCAGCAAAAGGGAGAUUGAGAAAGUCUUGUCUUUGGGAGUGACCCCAGACAGAAUUAUUUACGCAAAUACAACCAAACCCCAGUCCCACAUCCGAUACGGCAGUGCAGCAGGAGUGGACAUGAUGACGUUUGACUGUGAAGAGGAGCUCCUAAAGAUCUCCACCUCUCACUCCAAAGCAAAACUGGUGCUCCGUAUUUCAGUGGAUGACUCCAAAUCUCUUGCAAAACUAAAUGUAAAGUUUGGAGCAAAGCUCCAUGUUGUUGGUGACCUGCUGAAACGAGCUCAAGAGCUUCACUUAAAUGUCAUUGGUGUCAGUUUCCAUGUUGGAAGUUUGUGCCCAGACAGCGAACCGUAUAAGAUGGCCAUAACAGAUGCUCGACUGGUCUUUGAUCAAGCCAGUCGUCUUGGUUUUCACAUGAGACUUCUGGACAUUGGUGGUGGAUUCACUGGUAAUGAAAAGUUUCCGAAGAUGGCUCAAAAAAUCAAUGAGGUCCUGGAUGAAUUGUUCCCCUUGGACAGUGAGGUGCAGAUUAUUGCUGAACCUGGACGCUUCUUUGUGGAAAGUGCUUUUACAUUGGCCAUGAAUGUGAUCUCCAAAAAGUACGACACGACCGACAGUGCAGAGACAAAAUCAACAAAAGUAAUGAUCUACUUUGUGAAUGAUGGAAUCCAUGGCUCCUUUGGAAUUUACGUCCUGUUUCCUGAAAGUAAAGAACACAUUUCUUUAGACCUUCACCGGCCUGUGGAGCCCACUGAGCCAAAGUACAAGUCUGUUAUCUGGGGCCCCACCUGUAACAGUGUGGACGUGGUCACCUCCCUGUGGAUGCCGGAGUUACAUGUCGGGGAUUGGCUUCUCGCUCGUUGGCUUGGUGCUUAUUCACUUUCACUGUCAUCUGACUUCAAUGGAUUUGAAAAAGCUCAGAUUUACCCUGUGUAUUUUGAUGUGGUUCCUGACCUUUUUCUCCAAACAGUCGCCAUUUUACCAGUGGAUAAAAUGUCCAGCAAUGAGGACCUGACGCUGAUCACUGCUGGCGUCAUGUGA